Molecule: messenger RNA, 397 nt
Organism: Dibothriocephalus latus
Lineage: Eukaryota; Metazoa; Platyhelminthes; Cestoda; Diphyllobothriidea; Diphyllobothriidae
Source: the annotation of a GenBank genome assembly
CUAUGGGGCUAUAAAGAACCAUGCUCAGGAGGGGGACCCCUCGCGUAGGCUGAAGAAGACGGAAUAUCUCGGAUACGCUUUUUUGUCGGGAAGUCUUGUAUUGUCUAUGACAAAUCCGAUUUGGGUAGUGAAGACGCGGAUGUGUCUGCAAUACGAAACCCUAGCUACUCAACGAGUUCCGACUCUAACUACCUGGGGCAACCUGGUCUCACUGUGGCGACUGGAGGGCAUAAAAGGCUUGUACCGCGGUUUCCUGCCGGCUCUCAUAAACAUGAGCAACGGAGCUAUUCAAUUUCUUUCGCCCGUCGAGUACCUGACGAUGGCUACGAUCUCUAAGUUUUUUGCCGAUUUUUUAGACCUUCCUUUUUACAUUUCUAUCAUGCAAACCGGUGUGUAA